Molecule: messenger RNA, 567 nt
Organism: Symbiodinium natans
Lineage: Eukaryota; Dinophyceae; Suessiales; Symbiodiniaceae
Source: the annotation of a GenBank genome assembly
AUGGGCAAGACAAAGUCGCAGAAAGAGGAGAAGCCUCAGUGGCGACCGAAGCGUCCGGCAGCCGCAGACACUGCGAUGCCCAAGGCACCAAAGUAUGCCGACUCCUUUAUCCCACCUGGGUGCGACGACGGCGAUGAAUACGAGGAUUCGACACGUUACGAGGAGGCGAUGACCCGAGGCCACUGGGUUCCUCCGCGCUUGAAGGGGCGGAACGAAUCGCUCAUAGAGGCCGUCAACGACUGGCACUUCGCCAUGCUGAAUGAUUCGCACCGAAAUCAAUUCUACUGGGAUGCGCUGGCUGCAGUCGUCCAGGGCAAGCGCGUGAUCGACAUAGGCUCGGGAAGCGGCCUCCUGUCAUUGAUGGCAGCGAAACUGGGUGCCGAGUCCGUGGUGGCCAUUGAGGCUUCCAAAGACAUGGCGGACCUGGCCAGACUGAAUGCUCAACGAAAUGGGCAGGAGGACAAGAUCCAGAUUCUCCAUGCCCUCAGCAGUAAAGUGCAGCUGAGCGAGGAGUUGAGAGCUGAUUCUGGGAGUGCAGACUUCCUUGCGGAAGAAGUGACUAACUAG